UGCUUUAUGUAAAUCAACUCAAAAUAUCUUUACAAACUCUCCUGCUCAAAAGCUUUAAGUACACUCACCAGGUCACCAUUAGGCUAUUGAACAAGAACCUUGAUUUGUCUCUUCCUUUUCUCUCUGCAACAAGGUUUCGUAGAUAAUUUUAAUGGGGUUUGAUCAAUCUCCGAACCCUCCUGAUCACCUUUACUCACAAGCACUCCAAUUGAAGCUUUACCAAGCUUUUAUUUUCUCAAUUCCUAUACUCUUUUCUAUAAUUUUGUUUUUGUUGUUUUACUUGUUCUAUCUUAAGAAGAGAGCUUCUACCUUCGCACAUUCUCCUCCGGUGCUACCAAGAACUCUUACUCAGCCACCGCCCUUCAUCAUAUCAGUGUGUGAAGUUGGCUUGAAAGAAGAACUCAAAGAAAAACUUUCUACCAUAGUAUUUGAUGAAGAAUUAAGGGCAAGGGAUUCACUAUGUUGUGUAUGCUUGGGAGAAUUUGAGAUGAAAGAGGAGUUGAUGCAGGUGCCAUUAUGCAAACACGUAUUCCACAGGGAUUGCAUUCGCAACUGGCUUCGCUCCAACACCACGUGCCCACUUUGUAGAUGUUCAGUCUUCGUCGUUGACAGCACUAAGCGUGUACUUCCUCCCCCACCACAGACAUCACCAGCACAACUCCCUCCUACUCCCCUCCAAUCCGAUUCACCAAUACAGGCUAAUCUCACAGAUUAAUAGUAAUGAAGAUGGGUUUAAAUCGGUCUUCUGUGUACUGGACGAUUCUCUGAAAGUGUCUGUAGGCAAUAUCUGCAUAAUUUUGUAGGUUUAGUCAGAUUUCUAUUCGAGUUGUCCACAAUUUUUUACAAUUAGCAGUUGUAAGAGCAGUGCUCCCUGAUUCUGAAUGAAGUGCUUGAAUACUCGAUUGUAAAUUAUGUUACAUACUGAUGAUCAGUCAUAAAUUCUGCAUCUGAUUUUAUUUUA
This is a messenger RNA of Daucus carota subsp. sativus, 961 nucleotides long. RefSeq names its product probable E3 ubiquitin-protein ligase RHA4A. The record is from RefSeq and is a predicted model, not a curated record. The coding region runs from base 152 to 715 and encodes 187 amino acids. The transcript has 3 exons. NCBI's taxonomy places the organism in Eukaryota, Viridiplantae, Streptophyta, Magnoliopsida, Apiales, Apiaceae.